Molecule: messenger RNA, 1275 nt
Organism: Symbiodinium pilosum
Lineage: Eukaryota; Dinophyceae; Suessiales; Symbiodiniaceae
Source: the annotation of a GenBank genome assembly
AUGGCUGAUCCGGCUUCUGACGGCUGGCCUGCGGGCAAGGUCUUCGAGGCAGCACCACAAGGGUUUACCUAUGACGACCUGAUCUUCAUGCCCCAGCCGACAUCCUUCCAAGCCUCCGAUGUUGACCUGUCCGGGCACAUCACCAAGAACAUCAGGCUGAAGUCGCCAAUCAUCGGCAGUCCGUCAGACACGGUCACAGAAGCCAAUAUGGCCAUCGCGCUGGCGCUCUCUGGAGCCAUGGGCAUAAUACACGCCAAUCAGGACAUUGACCGCCAAGUUUCUAUGGUGCAAGCCGUGAAACGAUUUGUUAGCGGAUUUGUGUUGGAGCCCGUGGUCAUGCGCCCGACUCAUUCCCUCGCAGACUUAGACAAGUUGAAGGCAGCCACUGGAAUUACAACGGUACCAGUCACAGAUACCGGUGGACUAGGUGGCGAACUUCUUGGCAUCGUUACAGCCCGUGACGCAGAUCUUUGUGCGGAUCGUCGCGAGUAUUUGUCACGAGUGAUGACUGAAAAGGUUAUCACGGCAAGAGAGCCCUUGUCCUUCGAAGAAGCGCUCGACACAUUGAAGCGAGCCAAGGUUGGAAAGCUGCUCAUCCUGAAUUCAGAAGAUCAGCUGGUGUCCAUGGUCACGCGAAGUGACCUGAAAAAGGUCAGGGACUUUCCAGACAUGUCCCGGGACUUGAGCGGCAAGCUUCUGGUCGGUGCUGCUGUGCCGGCAUUGCCGGAUGGCUCGCAGGAUUGGCCUCGGGCAAGUGCCUUGGCAGAGGCCGGCGCAAACGUGCUUUAUCUCUUUGGCGAUGGUGUAGAUGAGCAACUCUCACUGAUCAAGCGCCUGAAGGCUGACUACCCUUCCGUUGACAUCUUGGCGGGGCCAGCAACAUCAGUCCGCGAAGCCAGGCGGUUGGUUGAGGCAGGAGCUGAUGGAAUUGUGGCAGGCUCUGGCAACGAUGCAGGAGCUGACCCAAUCUCGGCUCCAAUUGCAGUUGCGGUUGGUCGAGGUGAAGCCACCAUGGUGUAUGAGGUCGCGUAUUAUGUGACGCGCAAUUACAAGCUUCCUGUUGCAGCUGCCGGCGUGCGCAGCGCAUCACAGGCACUGGUGGCAAUGGGCCUAGGUGCCUCUGCGGUCAUGCUGAGAGAGCCACUGGCGGGCAUGGAUGAAGCGCCUGGUGGUAAACAGGCAGGGGCUAACGAGAUGACAGUAGUGCGCUUGCAACCUCCUGUCUCAACAGCACCUGAUCAUGUGGCGAGAUGUUCGAAGGAGAGCUUCUUCUGA